Molecule: messenger RNA, 4082 nt
Organism: Mugil cephalus (flathead mullet)
Lineage: Eukaryota; Metazoa; Chordata; Actinopteri; Mugiliformes; Mugilidae
Gene: edar
Product: ectodysplasin A receptor
Exons: 12
Coding region: 237-1778 (513 amino acids)
Biological process (GO): positive regulation of JNK cascade; positive regulation of canonical NF-kappaB signal transduction
Cellular component (GO): plasma membrane
Molecular function (GO): signaling receptor activity
Source: RefSeq, a predicted model, not a curated record
ACCGACAUGCACCCAAGUGGAAGCUGAGACACUUCUUCUGCUGCGCUAAGCUUAAAAAAACAACAACAACAACAACACUGCUCAGACUGCCAGUCCCUCGGCGAUGCUCUGUCGACACCAGGCUACAGACUGAUCACCGAUCACCGGGACUGAUCGCCAGCUGAUCGCGCAGCGCGGAGGAUAGAGACCAGACCAGUGCGCACCGCCUCCCUGAGAUCCAGGAAGAAGACACAAAAAUGUCUGAGAGAAGAGGUCAGAAGAAAUCCGUCUUUCUUUCCUCAUUAUUGGUGUGUUGCAUGAUUGCUAGUGCGGAGGAUUCCAGCUGUGGAGAGUAUGAGUUCUUCAACCAGACGAGUAACAGCUGCCAGGCCUGCCCUCAGUGCCAGCCAGGACAAGAGCCGCAUAUGACGUGUGGUUACGGAGUGAAGGAUGAGGACUUUGCCUGCGUGCCGUGCCCACAGGGGAAAUAUUCCAAAGGGAAGUAUGAGAUCUGCAGACGCCAUAAAGACUGCGAUGCUCUCUACAAAGCCACUGUUCGUGUAGCGGGAACUCCAGACAGCGAUGCUGAGUGUGGACCAUGUUUACCAGGGUAUUACAUGCUGGAAAAACGACCCAGAAACCUCUAUGGGAUGGUCUGCCACUCCUGCCAGAACGCACCAAGCAACACCAAAGAAUGCACUACCAAGCCAAAUGGAAAACCUCAAAUUGACACCGGCAGCACCACUAUAUUCCCCCAUCUAGUUAAAGAUACCUCAGGACAGGGUCACCUAGCAACAGCGCUCAUCAUCGCCAUGUCAACCAUUUUCAUCAUGGCCAUCGCCAUCGUUCUCAUCAUCAUGUUUUACAUCCUGAAGGCCAAGCCGAACGGCCACGCAUGCUGUUCUGGACAAGUUGUCAAAGUGGUGGAGGCUCAGACCAACAAACAGGAAGACAAGAAAGACGUUCCCGACAACGUGGUGAUCUACUCAGAGAAAGACGAGUUCGACAAAUUGAAAGCUCCUCCGCAGAAGACGGUGAAAAGCGAAAACGAUGCCUCGUCGGAAAAUGAGCAGCUGCUGAGCCGCAGCAUUGACAGCGACGAGGAGGCGGCAUCGGACAAGCAGGGAUCGGCGGACACCCAGAACCCCAAUCCCAACCUGUGCAUCAAACCUGACCUCUGCCUGCUCUCUCUGGGGCUGCUGGACCGCGGCCGGGCCUGCAAUGGCACCGCCUCCGUGGCAGCCGGGCAGUCCAACAACAUCCAGAGUCCCAACCACAUCAACAACGUCAACCACAUCGCCAGCAGUAACCACAUCAGCAGUGUGAACGCAAUCAACAACAACAAUAAAACCCCAGGGAUGCUGCAGAGUCGAAGAAAAAAGAUCCUGGAUCUGUAUGCCAGAGCUUGCAAUGUGACUGAGGGCUUAAGCCCGACGGAGCUUCCCUUCGACUGCCUGGAGAAGGCCAGCCGCAUGCUGAGCUCCUCCUACAGCAGCGAGGCGGCCGUGGUGAAGACGUGGAGGCACCUGGCCGAGAGUUUCGGGCUGAAGCGCGACGAGAUCGGCGGCAUGAGCGACGGCCUGCAGCUCUUCGAGCGGGUGAGCACGGCGGGCUACAGCAUACCCGACCUCCUGACGCGCCUGGUGCAGAUCGAGAGGCUGGACGCCGUGGAGUCGCUCUGCGCGGACGUGCUGGGCAGCAGCGAGGUGGCCGGGCGGCAGGGCAUCAACAGUUUUCACAGCCAGAUGGUCUGUCCGUCCCCGUGCCCGUCCCCGUCCCAACGCUGCGCCAGCGUCUGAACGCGCGGCGGAGCAGAGACUUCAGAGACUCGAGUGCCUUACAGCACACAUGUACCCGAGGACAGAUAUUACUCUGACAAGGAGGGCAGCACAUUUACAGUAUAUGCAUUACCCCAUCACAUGAAGAAUUUCAGUGGCCACUUCGUCCACAAUCCUUUUUUUUCCUAUAAUGGACUAUGUGUCAAGAAGCUAGCAGUCUGAAACCGUCUUCAAUUUCUAUACUAUGUCUUUCUAAGUGUUACAAAGUUUGAGAGACGUAAAAAGAUUGAAGACCUCUGAUUCAGACUGUCCUCUAGUUUACCAUUUCAGAUAUCGUCUCCUCUGCAGAAUAUAAUAACCGCGAUUAGUUUAUUAGACUUUUAUGUUUCUCAGAAAAGAAUUUAGCAAAACAUUGACCAAGAGCCUGUGCGCUGGACGCAACAAAUUCUUCUCCAAAAUGUAAAAGUUAGCACAUAUUCUCAAAGGAUUGCCUCACUAAGGGAGGGCCGCGGACGCUGUCUUAGCUCCACUCUCGCUGAACCUUCAGAUCAGCACCAAAAGCUUGUGUUUCAGCCAUUCCGUAGUUGUUUGUGUCUGUAUAUAGGAAGCGACCUUGUUCGACCGCGGCAUCAGUUAACAUUCAUUGUUACGCGUUUGGCUGCGCUGUCAUCACACAGGAAAGACACCAGAUACGAUCUCCCCACUUCGAACGCAAUCAUCAUGCCCAGCUGGAAAUGCCAAAACAUCGCUCAGCUCAGCUUUCAUCCGGUAAACUUUCCUGUGAACUCCUGCCUAUUUGCGAUUUCACGAGCAAUCGCACAACAGUAAACAAGAGCAGAUCGCGAGAGACUGCGCGCGAUUCCCAUUCUCCGGCGAAUAAUGUCAAUUUUGAGUUGAAUCUCUCCAAUCCUGUUUGCUUAAGAGCAACUCAGAUUCAGUCAUUGAUUAGCGUGAGCGCACGGAAUCGCCGAUGCGUCGUACGGAAACGUUCAACCGACCACCUCACUGAAAAAAAGAACACUAGAAACACAUGGACUUGUUUCGUGUUUAGGUUUCGAGCAUUAAUCGCAUACACUGGAUGAACACACUACACAUUACCCUGCUGCGUACGCACACAUGGUCACUGUCUACGACUUUAACACGCAGAGCAACAUUCUCUUCUACUGCAGCUACUUCCUCGGCAGUGACCCAGUCUAUGACCCUCCCUCAUAAUUCUGCCUCCCCCUCCCCGCUUACUCCCCUUGUGCCCCAAUGCUGCGGUCUAGCGCUGCCGCCAGCCCUAAUUAUUUGUCGUGUGGCUCCCCAUGCGCCUAAUAGGCUAAAGUGUUGCGGUUUACAGAGCGGGUGCAAAGUGCCUGUGAUUUCCAGCACCUAAUUAUGCAUUUAGGGCCACUUAACCACUGAAAGCCCAGUGGAAAAGCUGUAAAAAACAUGCAUUAAAAAGAGCGAUGCCAGGGCAUGAGGAAAGGCUAAGCUCCCCCAGGGUUGCCGCACCGUGAUCGGCGCGAGAGCACUGCUGGUCACGGCGGAGGCAGCACCGCAGAUGUCCUACAACGGCUGUUCUCAUUCAGCUUUUGUGGUUGGCUCAGUCAUGCUCAGACAGGAUUUAAGCGCCCCUCUCCCCUAUGGGACCAAUAUGGCAAACGAGAACAAUAUGCGGUUGUGUGAGUUCUGAGAAGCAGCUGAAGCUAGUUAGGUGUUGUACGUACAGCGCAGAAACUGUGGCUCUAGUAAACCUUACGAGGAGCGUCCUGUUCGUAAACUCCGUUAACGGUGAUGAAGUUCACAGUUCUGAUGCCGUAGAGCCAGUCCCUCGCUUUCUGUCGCAUCUCAGCAAUAAGCUCCGAGGAACGUCGAUCUGCACGGAAGUUUUUCCCUCCACGUGCUCUUUGUUCGCAUUUCACAAUGCAAUCUGGGGCUGGACCCCAGUUAAUUAAUCUGCAUGCCAGUCAAGCGUGUAUCCACAAAUGUGUCUGUCUUAAUGUCUUAGAUCUAAAGCUCACAUUUAAAAAAAUACUGUCUUCUUAAAGCAGGGUUGUCCACAUCAAAUCCAUUUAAAGUUAAAACAGAUUACUUAUUAUUUUGUUUUAAUGUUGUUGAUAUUAUGUAUUAUUAACUGGUCAACUGGAGCCUGACAUAUGAUAUGCUGAUAUGAUAAUAUAGAGAAGCCAAACACGGAAUACUUACCUCAGUAGCACAUACAGUAUAGCAAAACAUGUACAAACACACAAACUCUUCACGGAACCAAAGUGUAACUGUAUAUAUAACUUAUUAUUGUACAUAAAGUAUACCUUAAUAAAGAUGUAUGACAGAAACUGCAUGGUG